This is a messenger RNA of Staurois parvus, 348 nucleotides long. The record is from the annotation of a GenBank genome assembly. NCBI's taxonomy places the organism in Eukaryota, Metazoa, Chordata, Amphibia, Anura, Ranidae.
UCAUGCUGCUGCCAAGUCCAGAGUCUCUCAUGGGUCCCUGUACGGCCUCCCAUUGCUGCUGUCUCCAUCGCCACACUCUGCCAUGUGCCACUUUCAGGUCUCCACACACUGCUGGUGUGUUCCAUUUUUUGUCAUAGGGUGCUGGCAGAUUACGGGCCUCCCAUAGCUGCUGCCAGGCCCCUAAUCUGCCAUGGGCCCCUAUAUACCGCCUCCUCAUGCUGCUGCCAAGGUCCAGAGUCUCUCAUGGGUCCCUGUACGGCCUCCCAUUGCUGCUGUCUCCAUCGCCACACACUCUGCCAUGUGCCACUUUCAGGUCUCCUCACACUGCUGGUGUGUUCCAUUUUUUGU